AUGCCUGAAAAAGAUACAAGGUUGGAGAAGCUUGCUUUGGAGCUUUUUCAACGAGAAACGUCCCUUAUUUUGGCCGAGUUCUUGGUUUGUGUUUUAGUUACGACCGCCUCAAUUUUAGGCAACGUUUUCGUCCUCUUUGCUUUAUACAGGAAUCAAAGGCUACGAAAACCGUCAAACUUGUACAUUAUCUCGCUGACAAUCUCAGCUAUAACUUUAGCGGUAACUGGUAUGACCUUGGUGUGCGUCACAUCGUUUGCCGGUCGCUGGAUGUUUGGGCCAGCUCUCUGCUGGCUUCAAGCGUCUGUUGCUACAAUGUUGGGGACCGUGUCUUUGGUCAGCAUGGCGCUCAUUGCCGUAAAUAGACUUCUUAAAGUUGUAUACCCCAACAUGCAUCGCAAAUUGGUGUCAGCGAGAACAAUUUUGAUCUCCAUUUUUGCCGCUUGGUCGUUCACCGGUGUUAUUCCACUAUCGUUUUAUAUAACUGGAGUCAGGAAUAUAUUUCAUCCCGGCCAUCAGCUAUGUUUGUUUGAUUUCAGCACUGCGAGUUAUACGCUUAUCGCAUUAAUAGCCAUUUUCGAAACUUUUCUUCCUUAUCAAGUGAUCUUUAUUUCCUAUUUCAAAGUUUGGCGCUUCAUCAAAAGCCAUAUGCUUCAAAUGUCUACCUCGCGAGUAAACGUAGAAGACAUAAAACUUAACCGUCUAUUAGCUGUAAUCGUGAUCUCGUUCACCAUUUGUUUUACUCCAUUCUUCGUAAUGAUUUUGAUUGAUACUUCUCGAGAGAAGUUUUCUCUUCCUCGACAACUUUAUUUUUUUGCAACUGUGACUGUAGGAGCUGCUAGCUGUAUUAAUCCUAUGAUUUAUGGAAUCAUGAACAAAGAAUUCAGACGAGGUUUUGUUGCCAUUUUUCGAAGAAAAAGAGGAAGAAUAGGGAUUUUGGUGGAGGAGAGAAAA
Messenger RNA from Porites lobata, 951 nucleotides. The record is from the annotation of a GenBank genome assembly. NCBI's taxonomy places the organism in Eukaryota, Metazoa, Cnidaria, Anthozoa, Scleractinia, Poritidae.